AUGAUAGCUUCUAUCUCCAAAGCUACACUGACUGUAGAGCCAAACCCUGUGUUCCCUGGAGAGACAGUUACUCUGACGUGUUCAGUAGGGUCUGACAGUAUCUGGAACUAUAAGUGGUACAAAGACAGGAAUGAUAAUGUAGUAUCCCAGUCUGAUUACAGUAACAAUGGAGUCUCUCACAUCAGUAGAGCUGGUGUGUCUGACCAGGGUCAGUACUGGUGUGAAGGGAACAGAGUGUCUAGACCCACAUCUUCACAAYCAAGUGAUCCUGUCACUCUCACUGUAAAAGCUCUUCCCAAAACUACUCUGACUGUGAAGCCAAACACUGUGUUCCCUGGAGAGACAGUUACUCUGAUGUGUUCAGUAGGGUCUGACAGUAUCUGGAACUAUCAGUGGUACAAAGACUGGAAUUAUAAUGUAGUGUCCCAGUCUGUCAGACACACUAUAACAGGAGACACCCUCACCAUCAGUAGAGCUGAUGUGUCUGACCAGGGUCUCUACUGGUGUGAAGGGAACAGAGUGUCUAGACCCACAUCUUCACAACCAAGUAAUUCUAUUACUCUCACUGUAGAAGGUGAGUUACUUUGUGUUUUUGUCAUAAAGAUGGACACUAUUUAUAUUGU
Messenger RNA from Salvelinus sp. IW2-2015, 623 nucleotides. NCBI's taxonomy places the organism in Eukaryota, Metazoa, Chordata, Actinopteri, Salmoniformes, Salmonidae. The record is from RefSeq and is a predicted model, not a curated record.